CAUCACAACAUGAUGAAUCAAGAAGACAUGGAAGAAUUUGAAAAUCAACUGAAGCAGGAAGAAAUGGAAAAAUUGAAAAGGGCCGAAAUUGAAAGUAGGACGAGAAAAGAUGAAGAUGGAACGGUGUACGAGUUUGAUCCUGUUAAAAAAGCAUGGUUUCCUAAGAUUGAUGAAGAUUUCAUAGCAAAAUAUCAACUAAGUUAUGGGGCCUCAGCAGAUGGCAGCAGUAGUACAUCGUUCUGGCAGAACCCCCCAGCAGACGUAAACUCAGAAGAGUACAAAAUCUGGUAUGAACAGUACAGCAAGUACUACAAAUCUCUACACCAAACAGCAAGCAUGCCAAAAGCUCCUGCUACCUCACUAUCUACGUCAUAUGAUAUCGACGAUCCGGAAUAUUUUGGUAGAUAUCUCGAUCCCAGCCAGCUAGAUGAGGAUGAUGUUGAUUGUAAAAAUGUUAAUGAUACCAAAGAUGCUAAAAAAUUAAAGAAUAAAAAAGCUAAAAAAGAUAAAACUGAAAAAAAGAGUGAAACUGUUUCUUCUGUUUCUUCCGAAGAGGCUGAUAAAAAAAGAAAAUCUACAGAACACGAAUGGUUUGAAAUAGAUGACUCAAAAAAUACAAACGUCUAUGUAUCAGGCUUGCCUCCAGAGAUAACUGAAGAAGAGUUUAAAGAAUUAAUGAAUAAGGCUGGUUUGAUAGCGUUUGACCCAGUUUUACGAAAACCAAAAUUAAGACUCUACAAAGGGGAAGAUGGUAAUUAUAAAGGGGAUGGUAGAUGUUGUUAUAUGAAGCCGGAAUCAGUUCAACUGGCACUGAAUUAUUUAGAUGGAUCGGAUUUUAAAGGAUUCAAAAUUUCGGUGGAGAAGGCAAAAUUUGAACAGAAGGGCCAAUAUGACCCGACGAAAAAAAAGAGAAAAUUAUCAAAAAAUGAAAAAAAAAAGUUUCAAGAAAAACAAAAUAGAUUGCUAGGCUGGUUACCGGACAAAAAUCCAGACUCCAGACCCAGAUACGAAAGAAUUGUUGUUAUAAAAAACGUCUUUACUCCUAAAGAGUUUGAGGAUGAUCCAAGCCAAAUAAACGAGAUUAGUGCAGAUAUGCGUGAGGAAUGCUCCAAAUUUGGUGAAGUCAGAAAAGUAGUGGUCUACGACCGACACGACGAAGGUGUUGUAACGGUAAUGUUCAAGAAACCUGAAGAAGCCGACCUCUGUGUGAAAGCCCUGCACGGUCGGUGGUUCGCCAAAAGACAGCUCUUUGCCGCCAAUUACGACGGUAAGACCAAAUAUCAAGUCAACGAAACCGAGCAAGAAAUGAACGAGCGAUUACAAAAGUGGCGUGACUAUUUGGACAAUGGAUCAACUGCAAAGACAGAUGAUGAGAAUAAAACUCUUGAUAAUGGCGAAGGUGGUUCGAAUUCAAGUUUAAACGAUAGUAAAGCGAGUUCCCUAAAGGAUGAUAAUUAUUUUGAAGAUAAGGAGGAUGAGGAUUCAAAUGAGAGUGACGAAGAUUCAAAUGAUUCUUGAACUAUUUCAAAACAAUUUCUUAAUUUUAGAUUUUUGAAUGAUUUAAAAAACGCUUGUUUUAAAA
Messenger RNA from Helobdella robusta, 1582 nucleotides. RefSeq lists its product as hypothetical. The transcript is spliced from 8 exons. Gene Ontology annotation, cellular component: U2 snRNP; U2-type spliceosomal complex. Gene Ontology annotation, molecular function: RNA binding. Bases 10 to 1518 code for a protein of 502 amino acids. Lineage: Eukaryota; Metazoa; Annelida; Clitellata; Rhynchobdellida; Glossiphoniidae. The record is from RefSeq and is a predicted model, not a curated record. Gene Ontology annotation, biological process: mRNA splicing, via spliceosome.